Macaca mulatta (Rhesus monkey) is the source of this 5419-nucleotide messenger RNA. It is a transcript of the gene IKZF4, whose product is annotated as IKAROS family zinc finger 4. Gene Ontology annotation, molecular function: RNA polymerase II cis-regulatory region sequence-specific DNA binding; DNA-binding transcription factor activity. Gene Ontology annotation, biological process: regulation of transcription by RNA polymerase II. NCBI's taxonomy places the organism in Eukaryota, Metazoa, Chordata, Mammalia, Primates, Cercopithecidae. The record is from RefSeq and is a predicted model, not a curated record.
GGGGAGGGGGACGGCUGUGAUGGGGGGGGAUAUAUGGGGGGGCAGGUCCCUUCUCAGGUGAAGCUGCUGAUGGAGAUGGAGCCGCCGCCGCCGCCGCCGCCUCUCAGCGCCCGGGUCCUGGCUCCGGCCCGGCGACUGCCGCCGCCUCAGUGACCCCACUCCCCCCGCACUGGGCCGCCCGGGCCAGAGUGGGGGACCCCCGCCCCCCCCGCCUCCCUUUUCCCCAACACCGUCCCCUCUCCCCCACCCUUCACAGCCUGCGCGCGCGCGCGGAGACGCCUCAGUCUACAUGGGGAGGACAGAGAAGCGCAAAGAACAAGAGAAAAGAUGCAUCCAUCUGAGAUCUAAAAGGAGACAAUGAGAAUCUCUUUAAAAUGGACAUAGAAGACUGCAAUGGCCGCUCCUAUAUGUCUGUAGGACCAAUGAAGGAAUUAUUGGCAUGCACUAAAGGAGAUAGCAAGAUGGGUCAGACACACAUAUGAGAGUCAUUGGCAACACCCGGGUAAUGUAAGGAAUCCACGCUUCCUGGAAGGUGAGUGGCUGGGCUCACCCCUGCCUGCCACUGAGACACAGACAUGCAUACACCACCCGCACUCCCUCGCCGUUUCCAAGGCGGCGGCCGCGUUCGCACCCCAGGGUCUCACCGGCAAGGGAAGGAUAAUCUGGAGAGGGAUCCCUCAGGAGGGUGUGUUCCGGAUUUCUUGCCUCAGGCCCAAGACUCCAACCAUUUUAUAAUGGAAUCUUUAUUUUGUGAAAGUAGCGGGGACUCAUCUCUGGAGAAGGAGUUCCUCGGGGCCCCAGUGGGGCCCUCGGUGAGCACCCCCAACAGCCAGCACUCUUCUCCCAGCCGCUCACUCAGCGCCAACUCCAUCAAGGUGGAGAUGUACAGCGAUGAGGAGUCGAGCAGACUGCUGGGGCCAGAUGAGCGGCUCCUGGAAAAGGACGACAGUGUGAUUGUGGAAGAUUCAUUGUCUGAGCCCUUGGGCUACUGUGAUGGGAGUGGGCCAGAGCCUCACUCCCCUGGGGGCAUCCGGCUGCCUAAUGGCAAGCUCAAGUGUGACGUUUGCGGCAUGGUCUGUAUUGGACCCAACGUGCUCAUGGUGCACAAGCGCAGCCACACUGGUGAAAGGCCCUUCCAUUGCAACCAGUGUGGUGCCUCCUUCACCCAGAAGGGGAACCUGCUGCGCCACAUCAAGCUGCAUUCCGGGGAGAAGCCCUUUAAAUGUCCCUUCUGCAACUAUGCCUGCCGCCGGCGUGAUGCACUCACUGGUCACCUCCGCACACACUCAGUCUCCUCUCCCACAGUGGGUAAGCCCUACAAGUGUAACUACUGUGGCCGGAGCUACAAACAGCAGAGUACCCUGGAGGAGCACAAGGAGCGGUGCCAUAACUACCUACAGAGUCUCAGCACUGAAGCCCAAGCUUUGGCUGGCCAACCAGGUGAUGAAAUACGUGACCUGGAGAUGGUGCCAGACUCCAUGCUGCACUCAUCCUCUGAGCGGCCAACUUUCAUUGAUCGUCUGGCCAACAGCCUCACCAAACGCAAGCGUUCCACACCCCAGAAGUUUGUAGGCGAAAAGCAGAUGCGCUUCAGCCUCUCAGACCUCCCCUAUGACGUGAACUCGGGUGGCUAUGAAAAGGAUGUGGAGUUGGUGGCACACCACAGCCUGGAACCUGGCUUUGGAAGUUCCCUGGCCUUUGUGGGUGCAGAGCAUCUGCGUCCCCUCCGCCUUCCACCCACCAAUUGCAUCUCAGAACUCACGCCUGUCAUCAGCUCUGUCUACACCCAGAUGCAGCCCCUCCCUGGUCGACUGGAGCUUCCAGGAUCCCGAGAAGCAGGUGAGGGACCUGAGGACCUGGCCGAUGGAGGUCCCCUCCUCUACCGGGCCCGAGGCCCCCUGACUGACCCUGGGGCAUCCCCCAGCAAUGGCUGCCAGGACUCCACAGACACAGAAAGCAACCACGAAGAUCGGGUUGCAGGGGUGGUAUCCCUCCCUCAGGGUCCCCCACCCCAGCCACCUCCCACCAUUGUGGUGGGCCGGCACAGUCCUGCCUACGCCAAAGAGGACCCCAAGCCACAGGAGGGAUUAUUGCGGGGCACCCCAGGCCCCUCCAAGGAAGUGCUUCGGGUGGUGGGCGAGAGUGGUGAGCCUGUGAAGGCCUUCAAGUGUGAGCACUGCCGUAUCCUCUUCCUGGACCACGUCAUGUUCACUAUCCACAUGGGCUGCCAUGGCUUCAGAGACCCUUUCGAGUGCAACAUCUGUGGUUAUCACAGCCAGGACCGGUACGAAUUCUCUUCCCACAUUGUCCGGGGGGAGCAUAAGGUGGGCUAGCAACCUCUCCCUCUCCCCUCAGUCCACCACUCCACUGCCCUGCCUACAGGCAUCGAUCCCUGUCCCCACCAUUUCCCAAGGAGUUUUGCUUUGUAGCCCUCACUACUGGCUACCUGACCUCACGCCUGACCCUGACCCCUCCUCACCUAUUCUCCUCCUCUAUCCUGACCGAUUUAAGCAUUGUGAUGAAACAGGUCUUUUGCUUAUGUUUUUCCUUUUUCUCUUCUCUCAUCCCAGCAUACUAUUUAUUAAUUAGUUGAUUUAUUUUUGCCUUUUUUUUUUUUUUAACUUAUAUCAGUCACUUGCCACUCCCCCACCCUCCUGUCCACAGCUCCUUUCCACUUUAGGUCAAUUUUUCUCUCUUAGAUCUUCCAGCAGCCCCAGGGGUAGGAAGCUCCUCUUAGUACUAAGAGACUUCAAGCUUCUUGCUUUAAGUCCUCACCCUUUACAUUAUCUAAUUCUUCAGUUUUGAUGCUGAUUUACCUCCCCCCAGCCCUACCUUAGCUCUGUGGCAUUAUAUCUCCUCUCUGGGACUCUUCAACCUGGUACUCCAUACCUCUUGUGCCCUCUCACUUUAGGCAGCUUGCACUAUUCUUGAAUGAAUGAAGAAUUAUUUCCUCACUUGGAAGUAGGAGGGGCUGAAGAAAUUCUCCCCAGGCACUGUGGGACUGAGGGUCCUCUUGAUGUUCCCCUAGUAAUAUGAGUUUUCAAAGCCUACAUUCAGGAUCUCCCUCUAGGAUGUGACAGAUCUGGUCCCUCUCCUUGAACUACCCCUCCACACGCUCUAGUCCCUUCAACCUACCGGUCUAUUCAGUGGUGGCUUUUCUCUCCUUGGAGUGCCCCAAUUUUAUAUUCUCAGGGGCCAAGGCUAGGUCUAUAACCCUCUGUCUCUGACACAUUGGGAGCCUCAGGUGCCUAAUUGGGAACCAGGGCAUGGGAAAGGGGUGGGUCAAAAUUCUUCUCUUUCUCCUCCACCUCUCAAACUUCUUCACUAUAGUGACCUUCCUAGGCUCUCAGGGGCUCCUUCAGUCCCCAUCCUAUGAGAAACUAGUGGGUUGCUGCCUGAUGACAAGGGGUUAUCUCAGCCCCUCAGUCAUGCUGCCUUCUGCUGCUCCCUCCCAGCAGGGUUCACCCUCUCAUUCCCGGGCUCCUGGGCCCUGUUCUUAGGAUCAGUGGCAGGGAGAAACGGGUAUCUCUUUUCUCUCUUCUAAUUUUCAGUAUAACCAAAAAUUAUCCCAGCAUGAGCAUGGGCAUGUGCCCUUCACCCCAUUCCACCCUUGUUCCAGCAAGACUGGGAUGGGUACAACUGAAAUGGGGUCAUCCUUUACUACCCCCUUCUACACUCAGCUCCCAAACACAGGGUAGGAGAGGGUACUCCUGGCUACUGCAGAGACCCCUGGCUAUUUGAGUAACCAAGGAUUAGUGAGAAGGGGCAGAAGGAGAUACAACUCCACUGCAAGUGGAGGUCUCUUUCUACAAGAGUUUUCUGCCCGAGGCCACAGCCAUCCCACUCUCUGCUUCCUUGAGAUUCAAACCAAAGGCUGUUUUUCUAUGUUUAAAGAAAAAAAAAAAGUAAAAACCAAACACAACACCUCACAAGUUGUAACUCUUGGUCCUUCUCUCUCUCCUUUUCUCUUCCCUUCCUUCCCCUUCCAUCUUUCUUUCCACAUGUCCUUUCCUUAUUGGCUCUUUUACCUCCUACUUUUCUCACUCCCUAUCAGGGAUAUUUUUUGGGGGAUGGUAAAGGGUGGGCUAAGGAACAGAUCCUGAGAUUAGGGCCUUAAGGGCUCUGAGAGGAGUCUACCUUACCUUCUUAUGGGAAGGGAGACCCUAAAAAACUUUCUCCUCUUUGUCCUCCUUUUUCUCCCCCACUCUGAGAUUUCCGCAAGAGAACCAGAUUGGCAGGGAGAAGCAUUGUGGGGUGAUUGUUCCUCCUUGACAAUGUAGCAAUAAAUAGAUGCUGCCAAGGGCAGAGAAUGGGGAGGUUAGCUCAGAGCAGAGUGGUCUCUAGAGAAAGGAAGAAUCCUCAACGGCACCCUCGGGUGCUAGCUCCGUUUUAGAAUGUCAGCAGAGCUGAGAUUAAUAUCUGGGCUUUUCCUGAACUAUUCUGGUUAUUGAGCCUUUCCUGUUAGACCUACCCCCUCCCACCUCUUCUGUGUCUGCUGUGUAUUUGGUGACACUUCAUAAGGACUAGUCCCUUCUGGGGUAUCAGAGCCUUAGGGUGCCCUCAUCCCCUUCCCCAGUCAACUGUGGCACCUGUAACCUCCCGGAACAUGAAGGACUAUGCUCUGAGGCUAUACUCUGUGCCCAUGAGAGCAGAGACUGGAAGGGCAAGACCAGGUGCUAAGGAGGGGAGAGGGGGCAUCCUGUCUCUCUCCAGACCAUCAUUGCACUUUAACCAGGGUCUUAGGUACAAAAUCCUACUUUUCAGAGCCUUCCAGCUCUGGAACCUCAAACAUCCUCAUGCUCUCUCCCAGCUCCUUUUGCAUAAAAAAAAAGUAAAGAAAAAGAAAAAAAAAAUACACACACACUGAAACCCACAUGGAGAAAAGAGGUGUUUCCUUUUAUAUUGCUAUUCAAAAUCAAUACCACAAACAAAAAAAUUUCUAAGUAGACACUUUUCCAGACCUUUGUUUUUUUGUGUCAGUGUCCAAGCUGCAGAUAGGAUUUUGUAAUACUUCUGGCAGCUUCUUUCCUUGUGUACAUAAUAUAUAUAUAUAAAUAUAUAUAUUUUUAAUCAGAAGUUAUGAAGAACAAAAAGAAAAAAUAAACACAGAAGCAAGUGCAAUACCACCUCUCUUCUCCCUUACUCUUAGGGUUUCCUUUGUAGCCUAUGUUUGGUGUCUCUUUUGACCUUUACCCCUUCACCUCCUCCUCUCUUCUUCUGAUUUCCCCUCCCCCACUUUUUUAAAGAGUUUUUCUCCUUUCUCAAGGGGAGUUAAACUAGCUUUUGAGACUUAUUGCAAAGCAUUUUGUAUAUGUAAUAUAUUGUAAGUAAAUAUUUGUGUAAUGGAGAUAUACUACUGUAAGUUUUGUACUGUACUGGCUGAAAGUCUGUUAUAAAUAAACAUGAGUAAUUUAACACC